AUGUUUCAUGCAAAUGCACCACCCAAUGCAAAUGAAGACCACAGAAAAGUGGCAUCGAAUACGCAUACUGCUGUACACAUGGGUGUUGAAGAUGGACUACGAAUAAGACGCAUUGCCGGUGGAUAUCUGGUGCAACACCCUCCGAUGUUCUCUCCAGAUGGAAAUUUGCUAUUCAUAAUUUAUGAAAAUAACAUACAAGCAUUCAACGUAACCACAGGAGAGCUUGUUCACAACUAUGAGAAUACAGCAAACGGAAGCCUUUUGAUUGGAAUGGCAAUAGAUGGUACAAACAAAUAUGUAUAUGGUUGCACUAUCGACGGUUUGCUCAUUUCGUGGAAAAUAGAUUCUGGAGUACUGUGUGAAAAAUAUGAAGUGCUGAAAAACACUAAACUUAACGUCGAAUCAUUUCACACAAUCUAUGACAACAACGACACGGUAUCAUUCUUAAUAUUUGGUACAUCAUCCAAAAGAUUGUUCCUGCAAUAUUGUCCACAUAAGAAAAAAAUACUGGAAGUUAUAAAUGUGAAAUUGCACACAAAAGCCGAAGAAACCAACAUCCGGCUUGAAGAUUCGCGAAUUGUAGCUGCUCCAGGAGGACGUGGAUUGAACUAUUUCGCCUUCUUAGCGUUCGAUAGAUGGUACUGGUGUCGAUUAAAACCGACAAUUUAUGUGGAUAGUCGCCCACAUUGCAGUGGUGCGGUACCGCAAAUACUAGCUUGUCACCCAGUAGAAGCAAUUGUAGCUGUUGGUGACAGCAUAGGACGAGUCGUGCUGUAUCGAAACUUUCUUGAACAAAAACGUCCAAUUCCUGAAAUGUACCAUUGGCAUUCAACAUCAGUAAAAACUUUGGCGUUUGGAAUCAAUGGAACACACUUCUACUCUGGAGGAGUAGAACGUGUUCUAGUGAAAUGGAAUGUGGGACAGCAGGAAAAAGCCGACGUCAUUCCACGACUCUCCGACACAAUCUUGCACAUAGCAGUGGGACCUGAGAAUCUCAAACUGGUAUUGUGUACCGCCGAUAAUGGAAUUCAAAUAUUAAAUGCAUUUCAUAAACAAACUGCGAUAGUGCAGAGCUUUUCAAGAAUAUCAAAUCAAACAGCGGAGCAUCAACUCUUUCCAGCAGGCUUGCGUGUAAAUCCUAGAACGCAAACAAUUGUUCUAAAUGGUAGGGAGGGGUGCAUUCAAUUUUUUUCUACCUACACAAAAAGUUUGCUUUAUACGCUGGAUAUAGCACAACGUAAUAUCAACACUAUUGAAGAUGCGGCAAUGAUCCAUAAUACGGUUGUGACAAAUAUUGCGGUUAAUGCUUACUGGUUGGCGACUGUCGAGAAUUGGAGUGACAUGGAACAUUCAAUGGAAACUCGUCUGAAGUUCUGGAAGUACGAUGAAUCGCAUCAAACGUAUGUGCUUUGCAUUAAUUUUGAAAACGUCCAUCACGGUGGGGUAAAUGAUUUGAUAUUUUCGAGUAGCACUCGCGAGCGGGAUUUACAAUGCGCUACAGCUGGAAAAGAUCGACGCAUAAAAGUGUGGUCGUUAGAAAGUAUUCUAAGCAGUAAUAGCGCUGCAAAAUGUGUGUGGACGUGUGUAGGCAGUGUACACCAUCGCAACCUGCCUGUAAAAACAAUAUCAUUUUCGCAAGAUGCUUCCCUGUUAGCCGGUGGAUUCGGUAAUGUAUUAUGCGCGUGGAAUGCUGAAACUUUACAGUUAAAGUGCACCCUUUCCCCACCAAGUGGUUUUGAUGGAUGUGUCAAUAGAUCCAUAAUAUUGCUACCAUCAAACACAACAAUGUCCAGGGAUAGUCCAAUUAGGAUACAAAAAGAAGAUUUAUAUGAAGAUGCUCGCACAAAGAUCGUAUCUGAAAUGAUGGCAUUGUUGAAUGGGAAAGAGAAAAAAAAUCUUUUUCCAAAAAAAGACAUAAAGUCCCAGCAAAACCAACGAAUCACGAAUGCUGUUCAGCAUACAAGAAGAUACAAGACAUACACCAUUUCAAGAAAAUUGAAAAAACUAAUAGCGCAACGAUCAACAGGAAACGUGUAUUUAAAUAUGGCACAAAGAUCUAUAAUGUAUCACACCAUGGAAAUAAUUUGUCAGACUACGAAUGAUAAUCAAUACAGAAUGUGGCAGAACUUCGUCUCUUCCAGUCGAAGAAAUGGGAACGUUAUUCAACAUUUGCGGAAAAUUAUAAACAAUAUAGGUUCACGAGCCUUGUUUCGAGAAUAUCGUCGAUUGCGUAACUUUGAGCGUCGCAAGCUGCCAUCUACGAUAGAAAAAAAUGUGGAACAUGUAUUUUUAUGCAGAGCAGAUAAGGACAUAUUUAACCAAAGUGCAAACAAUGUCGCUUCACAGACAAAAGUUCCCAAGCCUGGGUUUAGAAAAUAUUCAGAGUGUCCCGUAACAAGUUUUGCUCAAAUUCAAAAAGUGAUUUUCUGCUACGGUCAAUUUUCACAUCUCCUUUUGAUUUGUACCGAAAACAGAUUAAUCGUUUGGAAUUUGCUCUCAUUAAAAAUACAAGUAUCCGUUUUGCUUACUAUUGAUCAAAUAGUUUUGGAUCCAUUCACAAAUUUGAUCGCAGCUUUCACAAAAAAAAAUGAAGUUUAUAUAUUUCUUCCUAAUAUACCGAUGCCACUUUAUCAUCGAACCGCAAUGCCGAAAGUAUUUGGAGCAGCAUGGAUACCACGUCGUUAUCCUCGAUCGCAGUCAUUCAGUGUGGAUUGGCAGGCAACUUCACAGUUAUUUUUUCUGAAUGAUAAACAGGAAUUACUUCAACUAGUUUCUGACAGUGACGAGGAGUCUCUAGGGCCGGUGGUAUGCAUGAAUGAACCCACAAUAGGACCUAAUGCUCCCUUUUCUGCAUUGUAUAAUAAGCAAACAAGUGGUAGUAAUGUACAACCAUUCGCGGGCAUAGCACAAUCUGAUACCAGUUAUGUAUGCACCACAAAAUCAGCACUAAAAGAUAUUAUAUCGUCAUCUUCUCACACAAUGGCCUCCAUAAGCUUGCUGUGUAAGGAUUUUCUUCGUUCGCUGCUUAUAGAUGGAACGGAAGGACGUCGGACAAAAAACAAUUAUUGCCAACCAUCGAAACAGAAGACAUUGGAUGUAGCGUAUAAAACUGCAUCAGUCGCUGAUAAUGACAGGAACUCUGGCGCAGAUGUAGGCAUUGAGAUGUGUGUAAGUGAUGGCGAAGAAAAUUUGCCGAACGAAGAUAAUGUUGUGCGGAGGAAAAAGAAAAAAACAACACGUAAUUUGGCUUAUGUGGAGGCUGAUAGAAUGAUAGCAAUGAAAAAAAGGUCUAGUAUCACAGGUAAAGAAGAAGCUAGUUUUAGAAAAUUACUAGAUGAACCAAUGGACUUGGUAUUUUUGUAG
Messenger RNA from Anopheles maculipalpis, 3363 nucleotides. RefSeq lists its product as uncharacterized. Gene Ontology annotation, biological process: positive regulation of rRNA processing; positive regulation of transcription by RNA polymerase I. The transcript is spliced from 5 exons. NCBI's taxonomy places the organism in Eukaryota, Metazoa, Arthropoda, Insecta, Diptera, Culicidae. The record is from RefSeq and is a predicted model, not a curated record. Gene Ontology annotation, cellular component: nucleolus. Gene Ontology annotation, molecular function: protein binding; RNA binding. Bases 1 to 3363 code for a protein of 1120 amino acids.